Molecule: messenger RNA, 3753 nt
Organism: Myotis davidii
Lineage: Eukaryota; Metazoa; Chordata; Mammalia; Chiroptera; Vespertilionidae
Product: solute carrier family 35 member E2
Exons: 7
Coding region: 17-1000 (327 amino acids)
Cellular component (GO): Golgi apparatus
Molecular function (GO): antiporter activity
Source: RefSeq, a predicted model, not a curated record
GGCAGGUGGGCAGGGCAUGGAGCUGGGUGAGGGCACGGAGCUGGAUGGGGGCACAGAGGUGGGCGUGACUACGGCUACAGCUCACCACUGGCAACCCCGUCCCGCAGGCGCAGUGCAGAUGCUGUCCACCACAUGCAUCGGCUGCCUGAAGAUUUUCGUCCCCUGCUGCCUGUACCAGCACAAAGUCCGGCUCGCCUACCCACCCAACUUCAUCAUGACCAUGCUCUUCGUGGGCCUCAUGAGGUUCGCCACCGUGGUGUUGGGCCUGGUCAGCCUGAAGAAUGUGGCCGUGUCGUUUGCCGAGACGGUGAAGAGCUCCGCCCCCAUCUUCACGGUGAUCAUGUCCCGGAUGAUCCUGGGGGAGUACACGGGGUUGCUGGUCAACCUCUCCCUCAUCCCUGUCAUGGGGGGCCUGGCACUGUGCACAGCCACCGAGAUGAGCUUCAACAUCCUGGGGUUCUCAGCCGCGCUGUCCACCAACAUCAUGGACUGCUUACAGAAUGUUUUUUCCAAAAAGCUCCUCAGUGGGGAUAAGUACAGGUUCUCGGCGGCCGAGUUGCAGUUCUACACCAGCGCCGCUGCCGUGGCCAUGCUGGUCCCCGCCUGGGUCUUCUUCAUGGACCUGCCGGUGGUCGGGAGGAGCGGGAGGAGCUUCAGCUACACGCAGGACGUGGUGCUGCUGCUCCUGAUGGACGGCGUCCUGUUCCACCUGCAGAGCGUCACGGCCUACGCCCUCAUGGGCAGGAUCUCCCCCGUGACCUUCAGUGUCGCCAGCACCGUGAAGCAUGCCCUGUCCAUCUGGCUCAGUAUUAUCAUUUUCGGCAACAAAAUCACCAGCCUGUCGGCCAUGGGCACCGUCCUGGUGAUGGCGGGCGUCCUGCUCUACAACAAGGCCAGGCAGCACCAGCGGGAGGCCAUGCAGAGCCUGGCCUCAGCCAGCUGCACGCCGGAGGAUGGCACGGAGCCACUGGUGCCCAAAGAUCCCAGGCCGCACCACUGAGCGCCAGGGCCUUGGCCCGCACCAGGGCCUCAAGGCACACAUGGCUGCCCGCCUGCCUAUGUGGUCCCCUGCCCUCGCUGCCUAACCCCCCUGGUCAGCUGGGGUAGGAAAGUGCAUGUGUGGCCAUUCUCGCCCCUUUCUGGGGUUUCAGUCAAAACCAGCGGGAAUGUGAAUGGGGACCCCCGACAUUGGCUCCCUGGGGGCUGACCAGGUCCAGCUGCCACUGAGUCAUCGCCAGGGGAUGUGAAACUGCCUCCCGCGGCCCCCGUGCCAGACGCAGAGGCCCAGGACCCGCCGGCCUCUGCACGGCCCUUGCUGGGCACGCAGGUCACACUGCAGUAGGCCCGGCCCUGAUUCCUCUGUGGGCGACACCCCACAGAGGGGGUAACUGUGAAGCCAGAGCUGGGUCCCGGUGCCACUGUGAGCAUUCCCUGCUUGGUGCUGAUGGAGAGAUCUCACAGCCCAUGCCAGCCAGCCUUCGAGGCUCCUCCUUCACGCCUUUGACCAGCCGUUACUGAGCCCUGGGGCUUGUCAGAAGCCGCCCUCCUGGGUGAGCGGGCCUGCAGGGACUGGGCUCCCUGAGAAAGGGAGCGUGAGGCCGCCUUACGGUCGCGUCUCCCUCCUGCUGUCCAGGCCCCUGGCUUCCCGAUGGCUUCUCAUUGGAAAUGUGAACAGAGCCUCUUGGGGAGACCAGGCCUCUUGGAAACAAAGAGCAAUAAUCACGUCUCAUGAAGUCCUGCCGACUUGAAAAUGUUUGCCAUGUGGUGAAGUCAACAAGGCCUUUUAAACUACACAGCCUUUCCACAGAGCUGACCCGUGUCCGCAGGACAGACAGGUGUGGCCGCCGGCUUGGCACGCUCUCCCUCACUGGACGCUUCUGCGACCUCCCCAGGAUUCUGUCCUCUCUCCUCUUCUGCUUCCCUGAAAACCUCGGCUAAGGAGGACCCCCUGCCCGUGGCCGGGGAGAGAUGUCGAGUUGAUCUGUGAGGACCAGCGUGAGAGCACUGCUGCCCCGGCCCCGGCCCCUGACGGUGGGACGUGAACAGAGAAGGGCCACCUGUGGCCGCCCGGGCAGGAUGGUCGCCUGGGCCUUCCCGCAGACUCUAUCAUCCGUAGUCGGAGCCAUGGCCGCAGUCUCCGCGUCUUGUCAGGGUUCCGGUCCCGAGGCCCAUGAUGUGCCCCACCCUCCACUCUCUCCAGUGGCUUCAGCCGGUUUUGAUUUUCUGAAUUUUGGACGACAAGAUGAAGAUUACUAGUCAAUGAGGCAACUUCCUGCAAAGCUGCUUUGGAGACUUCUGGUGGGGGCUGUGGCUGGCAGAGCCCUUGCUCAGGGCUGACACUCCGCCCGUUAGUCUCAUCUCCACCUCUAAGUCUCCGUUCCGGGGCGUUGCCAGGAGUCACAGCCACAGCCUCGCUCGGCCUUUUGUUUAAGGACUGUGCAGACAUGAUGCGUCUUUAACGAACUGUCUCGUUUUUAUAGUAUGUCCUCCUCGCUGAACAGUGCACCAGCUAUGACUGGGAGUCGUCAUCCAUUGGUCACGCCUGUGUCUGUGGUUGUCUGUGCCUUUGUAAACACACACUGGAACCAGUGAUACCGAGACGCAUCCAGAUCUCUGGCUUUCAAAACGCCCGCUACUGAACGGCAUAGAAAGCCUCUUGUUUUCAGUUCCAGUGUCAUCACUUCUGCAUAGCAGUGUGAGAGUCGUCUGCCUUAGAAAGCUGAGGACAUCCUUGCACAACCCAAAAUGUGUCUUUAAUUUGAGAAAGAAUAAACACGAUGAACAGGAAAAAAUGUGCUGCUCAAAGUAUGUCACCACUUGGAGCUGUGCUCGUGGCCCCCGCCCGACACGCUUCUCCCCAAACCAGUGGUUUUUGCUUCCUGCUGAGUCUCCUGUGGACGGUCGGUCACUCAGACGGGCCAGGGGGUGACGGACACGGAGCCUGGCCUUACGUCUGUCCCGGUGACACGCUUCCUCAGGCCUGACGGUGUUCUCACCGUUUCCCUGGGCCGGAAACAUGAAGGUCAUUCCGGAUGGAAACCCUCUCCUCUGCCUUUGCACAACGUCGUGUUGAGGACUUUCUUUCCCAAAACAUGUACCUGCCCUGGUGGGGCCUCUCGUAGUCUUAGAAGCCCCAACGUCCCAAGGAGUCCGUUUCUGUUCUGGCCGAGGAGCCCAGAGCAGACGGGUCAGCUGCUCGCCUGGCAGCUGGAACAUGAAACCUUCAACCCACUGGCUCUGGUUCUGAGUGAUGGCCCCGGGACCCAUGCCCAGACGUCCACAUUGGGUUACAGCCUGUUCUAACUGGCAGAGUCUUGUGUGUGUCUAGGGUUGGCCCCCACCCCCACCCCCACCGUCUUCAUUGGAGGAGCUGCCACUGCGGACCUGCUGUCUGAGCUGUCUGAGCCUGCCCGGUGUUGUGGGCUCCAGCUGGGAGGGCUGGUCAGGGUUCCCCACACUGGGAGACGGGAAUUAACGAAAAUAACCCUCGACAUCAGAGCCAAGCCAUCUGUUUUCUGCCAAACGGAGCCGUGGAGAAGCCCAAGCCCAGGGUGUCCAGUGCUUUGUAUUUCGCCUGUUUGGGUUUUUACGGGACAAACAGAACAUGGUGGUUAAGGGGUCGAGUCACUGCCCCUCCUCCUGUGGUAACGUGUUCACCUGUGGUGCCCUUGUCCUCUGUCCACAUGAAGCUGCCGCCGCAGCCACAUCUGACUCUCAUUCUAAAAAUUAAAUAAAAGCCCCGCGUGUGCUCGC